Necator americanus (New World hookworm) is the source of this 753-nucleotide messenger RNA. RefSeq lists its product as uncharacterized. Gene Ontology annotation, molecular function: oxidoreductase activity. The transcript has 6 exons. Lineage: Eukaryota; Metazoa; Nematoda; Chromadorea; Rhabditida; Ancylostomatidae. Gene Ontology annotation, cellular component: cytoplasm. Bases 1 to 753 code for a protein of 250 amino acids. The record is from RefSeq and is a predicted model, not a curated record.
AUGGCGCCAUAUUCGAUUCUGGUAACGGGUGCAAACCGUGGAAUUGGUAUCGGUCUUGUCAGAGAAUUCCUCAAGAACAAGGAUAUUGUCCAUGUGAUCGGUACAGCCCGUGAUCCAAGUGCUGCAAAGGAGCUCAACGAAAUCAAGGACAAGAGGUUAACUGUUCUCAAAUUAGAUGUGACAUGUGAUGAAUCUAUAAAGAAUCUCUACGGGGAGGUGGAGAAGAUUGUUGGUGAUCGUGGUCUCACCAUGCUCGUGAAUAAUGCGGGAAUUUAUGUGAAGUACUCCACAAAUCAAGAGCCAAAUCGUGCCGAUCUCAUCAAAAAUUUCAAUACCAAUGUUGCUAGCGUGGCUGUAAUCACCCAAACAUUCUUACCUCUUCUGCGUAAAGCUGCUGCUCAAGUUUCAACGGAUGAAUUUUCUGUUAAUAGAGCAGCAAUCAUAAAUAUAUCAUCUGGUGCUGCAUCCAUUGGGAAUAACACUACUGGCUCAGGUCCUAUGGGAUUGUUAGCUUACAGAGUCAGCAAGUCAGCUCUGAAUUCAUUGAUGAAAACUAUGUCUAUCGACUUGGAGCCAGAGCAUAUCCUCGUUUCGAUGUUCUGUCCAGGAUGGGUAAAAACUGAUAUGGGAGGACCGAAUGCUACCCUCACACUUGAACAAUCCAUGGAAGCCCUUGUCCCUUCGAUCUACAAGCUCUCAAAAGAACAUCAAGGAGGAUACUUUAUGAGAGAUUUGACGCCAAUUCCUUUCUAA